Molecule: messenger RNA, 357 nt
Organism: Alternaria arborescens
Lineage: Eukaryota; Fungi; Ascomycota; Dothideomycetes; Pleosporales; Pleosporaceae
Exons: 4
Coding region: 1-357 (118 amino acids)
Biological process (GO): termination of RNA polymerase III transcription; DNA-templated transcription
Cellular component (GO): RNA polymerase III complex
Molecular function (GO): zinc ion binding; DNA-directed RNA polymerase activity; nucleic acid binding
Source: RefSeq, a predicted model, not a curated record
AUGUUACUCUUCUGCCCAACAUGCAGCAACAUGCUUCGCGUGUCCAAAGUACCCCCCGGUGACCCUACAACCGAAGACUCUGUCGGCCAAAACCGUUUCGAAUGCCUUACUUGUCCCUACCACUUUGUAAUCAACAAACGUUACUACGAGCGCAAGUAUCUGAAGAAGAAGGAAGUCGAAGACAUCUUGGGUGGAAAGGGUGCCUGGGAUAACGUAGACAAGACAGAAGUCCAAUGUCCCAACGAGAAGUGCCGGAACCACGAGGCGUACUGGUACCAGCUACAGAUUCGUAGCGCUGACGAGCCAAUGACCGCCUUCUACAAGUGCACCCAAUGCGCGAAAGAGUGGCGAGAAUGA